AUGGCCAGCUCUGCAGCCGCCACGCAGCCCUGCCACCUCGAGCGACUGCCCAACGAGCUCAUCUUCGAGAUCCUCGGCCUCGUCGUCGAAGGAGCCGACCAGGUCCAGCGGCGCAAGGUGCUGCUGCCCCUGUGCCGGCUCUCCAAGCACUUCGGUGGGCUCGCACAGCGCACGCUGUGGCGGCACGUGCGGCUGCACGCUCGUCGCUCCCGCCUCCGCGUCCUCGACGACGACCCGCUCCUCGAGGUCGUGGUCACCAUGACCGAUCUCGCGUGGGCCCCGAGCGUCGUCAAGACACUCGACAUCAAGGACUACGACGGCAAGGAGCCGAACCACCUCGACCUGUUCGCCAUGACGCUGCCCGGCGUCCACCACCUCGACCUCGCCAACCUCGGCGACGUCAACCUCACGCACACGGCCUUCUUCCACGAGCUGCGCCAACUCGCCCUCGACAAGAUGUCGCCGUUCCUGUCGGCGCGUCGAGCGCCUCUCGUUCUCCCCAAGCUGGAGACCCUGUCGAUCCGCAACAUCGACCUCGACACGUACCCCGAGUGUGCCCUGUUCUUUACGUCAGCCACCCUCCCCGCCUUGCGCCACCUGUCGAUCCGGGCCUGCGCCAGCACAAGCCGCCUGGACCCGCAACCGCAGUUCCCCUGCCUCCCGUCCGCCUUCAUCGGGCAGCUCGACGACCUCCAGCUCGACCUCGAGGACCAAGGCGCGCUCAGCGAGGACGACUUCCCGUCGACGGGCGACGUCGCGUGGAACCGCUCGAUCCUGUUCCACAGCGACACUCUCCUUGCCGCCGCCGACCCGCCGCCGGUCACGUCCUUCCUGCCGGUACAGCACCUCCAGAUCGAUCACCAGGGCUGGAUUCGCGAUGGCCCGGCGCGCUUGUCGCGACUCUACUCGCUGCCGGCCCUUCGCCUCGUCCUCGUCCCGACGUGGCCCACGGUCAUGCCGUGCGACCGGGCCGCCUACUACACCAACGUGUGCGUGAACCACUGCGUCAUCGCGCUCAAGCUCCGCGGGAUCGAGCUGCGCCUGUUCGACCCGUCGGCGCCGCUCAAGGACGGUCAACUCGUCGUGCCCGAGUUUGUCGACUACCUGCGCGAGACGGCGGCGGCGGCGGCAGCGCAGUAGCGGGGAGCGAGAGGACUAGCUUGGCCUGGAACGACGUGCGCGCUCUCG
Rhodotorula graminis WP1 is the source of this 1188-nucleotide messenger RNA. RefSeq lists its product as uncharacterized. The record is from RefSeq and is a predicted model, not a curated record. The annotation marks the transcript as partial. The transcript is spliced from 2 exons. Lineage: Eukaryota; Fungi; Basidiomycota; Microbotryomycetes; Sporidiobolales; Sporidiobolaceae.